Messenger RNA from Suillus paluster, 165 nucleotides. RefSeq lists its product as uncharacterized. The record is from RefSeq and is a predicted model, not a curated record. NCBI's taxonomy places the organism in Eukaryota, Fungi, Basidiomycota, Agaricomycetes, Boletales, Suillaceae. The transcript has 2 exons. Bases 1 to 165 code for a protein of 54 amino acids.
AUGCCAAACACCUCUACCCCACCAGAUGGACAUGACCUUGCCUCCUACACCAUGGAUGUUGACACUAUGUUUCCUCCUCCUGGGGAAGAGGGUUUUUCAUUUAGUCAUGGGGCAGAAGAGGUAUCAUUAGUUCACCGAAUGGCAAAGUCUGACAACAACCACUAG